AAAGCAGCCAUUCCGUCUUGAGCUCACGCUGCAUCAGCACCACCGGGUUACACGCGCGGUCUGUUCGCUUCGGAAUCGGAAAGGAAUAGCUUGGAUACCUUAAGAUCUUAAUCGAUCGUUCUACACUGCAAGGCGACACGCCUUUCUCGACUUCUCGGACAUAACAGCUGUAUUUACAAUAAGAAUUUCAUCGUCGAAAGGGGAAGUUGGUCGUCAACUAACAGGUGCGCUAACAAGCCACAGAGCUAAAGCUGUAAAUUGGGCAGUCAUGGACGCACUAAUGAAAGGAUUCUCAAAAGCCAAGGAUGGGGUCGUGGCAGCGGCAGAGAUGACGAAGCAAGGAGUGACUGGGGCGGCUGAGAUGACAAAAGACGGUGUUAUCUUUGUCGGCAACAAAACAAAGGAUGGAGUCACAACAGUUGCAGGUAAAACAGUGUCUGGGGUGUCCCAUGUGGGUGGAGCCAUGGUGACAGGUGUGACAGCAGUGGCACACAAGACUGUGGAGGGGGCGGGGAAUAUCGCUGCUGCAACCGGAUUGGUCAAGAAAGACCCAGCCAAACAGGAGGAAGACACUCUGUCUAAAGACUCACCAGUUAAGGAGUCACCAGUGGACACAGAGGGUGGCAACACCACUGCCGAGGGGCACUCCGAUGGUUACUAGGACAACAGUACUGCCACAUGCGCCAUCGUCCAACAAUCCAGAACUACUGUAACAAUCCAGAACUACUGUAACAAUCCAGAACUACUGUAACAAUCCUGAAUCAACGCUCUAAACAUUCCAUGUCGCCAAGUCCCGUGUUGCCUCGUUGUGUCCUGUGUCGUGUGUGUGAAGCCACGUGUCUGUGGUUGAAUCGUGUAUGGGUGUACGCUUGUAUAUGUGUGUGUGUGUCAGUGUGUGUCUCGUGGAGUCCCCCCUUCAGUCGGUCCUAAGUGGGCUCAGUAUGCCUUUCGGGUCCAGAAGAGUGGUCCAAUGUAAUCUUCAGAGACUCUCCCACUAAGACGUCCCACUGGACACAGCAGUGAUCUGUACCUGUCUUUCUGUCUGUCUGUAGACUUGGGUCUGUUUGUGGCUUUUAAGUGACUACAAAUGCUGUAUGCAGUACAGUCCGCAGUAAAUGCGGUUGUAGUGAUUGGCCAUCGACAGUCCUGGUCACUCAGCGGAGUGCAAUGUAUUACAGUGAAAAAGCACCUAAGUGUCUAUAUUACAAUUAACUACACUAUACGAAUUUAUAAGUAUACUCUAUUUUUGUGUGUAAAUUGUCACUGUUUUUUGCGGUGGACUACAGUGCUAUAUGAGGUAUUUCUGGAUUUAUAUAUAUUUUUAUGUUCUCACUAUGUGGAUUGGGUCAGAUACCUGGUGGAGUUUAAAAAAGACACUAGCAUGAAACCAAACAAUUAAACUAUCUGUGACAUGGAGUUACGUUUGUUAAAUGUUGAAUAAAUGACAAAUAGAAAAAA
Messenger RNA from Esox lucius (northern pike), 1458 nucleotides. Its product is annotated as alpha-synuclein-like. Gene Ontology annotation, biological process: chemical synaptic transmission; synaptic vesicle endocytosis; synapse organization. Lineage: Eukaryota; Metazoa; Chordata; Actinopteri; Esociformes; Esocidae. The record is from RefSeq and is a predicted model, not a curated record. The transcript has 6 exons. Bases 269 to 661 code for a protein of 130 amino acids. Gene Ontology annotation, molecular function: cuprous ion binding. Gene Ontology annotation, cellular component: cytoplasm; axon terminus; neuronal cell body.